Messenger RNA from Jatropha curcas, 1596 nucleotides. Its product is annotated as alpha/beta-Hydrolases superfamily protein. The record is from RefSeq and is a predicted model, not a curated record. Gene Ontology annotation, biological process: lipid metabolic process. NCBI's taxonomy places the organism in Eukaryota, Viridiplantae, Streptophyta, Magnoliopsida, Malpighiales, Euphorbiaceae.
AUACGACUUUUUUUCAGUUGGUAGGCUUUUCGCUUCGCUUUUAGCUUUCUUAGCUCUCUGGCAUUUCUCUCUCUUUUUCCAUAGUUCCAACGAACCAUCCAAGCUCUUCAAUUUUCAAGAGAAUUCCUCAACAAAGUCAAACACCUCUCAAUUGAUUUUAUAGUUCUUGAUUUCAAAUUCAAAUGCCUAAUUAGCUGACCUGAGAGCGACAGAAGUGAAAAUCGAAGCAACUAUGGAGAACGGAAGGAAUGGUACUCUACAAAGCGGAAGCUUAGACAACGGAGUUUGCUCCUCGGAGUCGGUCAAUGGAAGCUGCGAUGUGUGGAGUUGUAAGGAUUCUGACUCUUCUUCUGCUGAUCAUCUCGUUAUCAUGGUCCACGGGAUUCUUGGAAGUGCUUCUGAUUGGAAGUUUGCAGCUGAGCAGUUUGUUCGAAAUCUUCCAGACAAAGUGAUUGUUCAUUGUAGUGAACGAAAUAUGUCGCGGCUGACUCUAGAUGGUGUGGAUGUAAUGGGCGAGCGGUUGGCUGAGGAGGUACUUGAAGUGAUUCAGAGAAAGCCAAAUUUACGAAAGAUUUCCUUUGUUGCUCAUUCUGUGGGAGGACUUGUUGCAAGAUAUGCGAUUGGGAGAUUGUAUAGACCACCCCAGGAGAAAAAUGCAGAUGAUUUGACAAAUAAUACAAAUGGAGAGACCUUAAGGGCUACAGUAGGUGGUUUGGAGGCUAUGAACUUCAUCACUGUUGCUACGCCUCACCUUGGCUCAAGAGGGAAUAAACAGGUACCUUUUCUCUUUGGUGUACCCGCCUUUGAGAAAGCUGCAGUUCUUGUUAUUCAUUGGAUAUUUAAGAGAACAGGUCGACACCUUUUUCUUACUGAUGAUGAUGAGGGGAAACCUCCAUUGCUUCAACGCAUGAUAGAAGAUUAUGGUGAUUGUUUUUUCAUGUCUGCAUUGCGUACUUUCAAACGUCGUGUUGUGUAUUCAAAUGUGGGCUAUGACCAUAUAGUGGGCUGGAGAACAUCAUCGAUUAGGCGUAACAAUGAAUUGCCGAAAUGGGAGUAUUAUGUGAAUGAAAAAUAUCCACAUAUUGUAUAUGAAGAACGCUGCAAAGCCUAUGAUGUUGAACAAUCUGAUCUUAUUUCGACAGAAGAUAAUAGCUUUGACAAGCUAGAAGAGGAAUUAGUAACUGGCCUAUCCCGUGUGUCCUGGGAAAAAGUAGAUGUUAGCUUCCACACCUGCAGAAAUAGAUUUGCCGCUCAUAGCGUCAUACAGGUCAAGGAUCAGAUCAUGCAUAUAGAAGGUGCAGACGUCAUACAACAUAUGAUUGACCACUUCCUUCUUUAGAGACAAAUGCCUCCUAGAUGUAACACAUUUACCAUUGGAUGCAAGAUCUUAUAUAGUGAGGUACAACGAGUACUCUGCUGAAAUCAGUCCCUCGAUGGUUGCAGGUUGAAGUUUGUCUACUUUCUUGGUGAAGGAGAACACGACAAUCUGUGACUAUAAUCAGUAACUAAGGGAAAUUUUAUUCAUUCAUUGCUACUUGUAAUUACAUAAAACCAAAAAUAUCAAUAAAUGCGUCAAAUGACAAAUUCUGUGCCGCA